GGGCUGGGCGCGGAGGCGGGAGCGGGAGUGGAGAGGAGCUCGCGGGACGCCGACCCCGCAGGAGGGCCUGGGACCCCGGCGACGGCUGAAGCCGGCGGGCACGCAAGGUCUCCACGGCUUCCCGGACGUCUCUCGCGCGGCCGCCGGACGGGAAGACGGACAACAAAGUAACGACAACUCCGUGUGCUAAAUAAAUAGUAAAGGACGGAGAUUCUGAAGACAGGAGAAUUUAUUGCCUAUCUUGCUAUCCCUCUGGAGCACAUAAUCGAUUUCGAAAUGGCUGCAGCUCCUCAAGCACCAGGGAGGGGAUCUGUUCGUAAGACGAGACCUUUAAUUGUAAAGACAUCGCUGAACAAUCCAUACACUAUUUGCUGGAGCCCCCUGGAGAAAGAGGAUAUGCACUUUAUAUUACAGACUCUUGAGGACAAGUUUAAAUCUCUUGGAUUUCAGAAGAUUGAGGAUAAGAAGAAAAAGAAAAAAACAACUUUCCUAAAAAAACAAAGCAGAGAGAAAUGCAGCAUAGACGUUGAAAUUAGUGAGGAUCUGGAGGGGAAAAAUCCAGACGCUAACCAGCAAGUGUCAGGGUGGACACCUGUUCUUGUGAGGAAGCAGCUGGCCAUUGGCGUUAAUGAAGUUACCCGCGCCCUGGAGAGGAAUGACCUGCUUUUAGUGCUAGUGUGUAAGUCCGUCAAGCCUGCCAUUAUCACCUCCCACUUGAUUCAGUUAAGUUUAAGCAGAACUGUCCCUGCCUGUCAGGUUCCCCGGCUCAGUGAGAGAAUUGCCCCUGUCAUUGGCUUAAAAUGUGUUCUAGCCUUGGGGUUCAAAAAAAACACCACUGACUUUGUUGAAGAAAUAAGAGCUAUCAUUCCCAGAGUACCCUGCUUAAAUGUGCCAUGGCUUCAAGACAGGAGUGAAGAUACUGGGGAAAAUUUAGAGACUGAAUCUUUGGAAAGCCAAGACAAAGAGAUUUUGGAAACUUCAUUUGAAGACAUCUCAAAACAUAAGAGAAAGCUUGUUGAAGGUCAGCAGGCUUCUGCGGUCACAUUACAACCCCUUAAAAUAAAGAAACUGAUUCCAAACCCUAAUAAGAUAAGGAAACCACCCAAAAGUAAAAAAAGUACUUCAAAGUAAUCUUGUAUAACCUUGUCAUUUCAUAUAAUUUGUAAAAGGACACUUUGUAGAAAAGCCCUGAAACUAACAAAAUGAGUUACACAAAUUCUUAGGAUUCUGUUUGGUAAUGUUCCUUUCAAAUGUAUAAGACUCUGUACGGCACAUAUAUGCUGAAGCUUAAAAACACUAAGUGUAGAAAAUAUUCAAAAACAUAAAUAUCAAAACAAAAGUUUAUUGAAACUAAUGUCCAUGCUUAUAUAAAUUCACGUUUUUGAAGGCUGGUACAAUGCUUGUAAGCAAGAACAUCUGUGUCCUAUAACACUUAACAUUUCUCUAUCAAACUUGAAAAUAUGCCACAGUAAACAUGGUCCUAGUCAGGAGGGUAGAUGAAACUGGAUUGGAGAAGCAUCAGUUUGAAAGGAAAGAUACUAAAUGCCAAGCAAUACAUUGUCUUCAGAAGCAAUACAUCGUUUUUUUCUUCGUCAAUUUGACCUUUGUAGGUACGCAUAGACACAGAGUUGGGAAAGGCUAUGGAAAAGGCAGGUGAGGUAUUUUGACUAGUUAGAAUUCACCCUUUUAAAUGGUUAAUUUUCUGUCUUGGAAAUUUAAUAUGUGUAAAACGUAGGCUGUAAUGAGGUGAAGUGUGGCAAGAAGAAUAAUAAAACAGCAGCUUGGGUUCUCAGAGGUGGGGUCCUUGUGGUUAGGAAAUGGAGCAUAAUGAAUGCUUUUUGUUAAAGUGUUUAUAGUUUGUUUGGAAAAGUCACUUUCUGUAAUUUAGGGGGAAGGUAUUGGAUUACCAAAAUUUUUUGGUUGACUCAAAUUAUAUGCUGCCUCUUCAUUUAAAUUUUACUUAGUGUCUUCUUGGCAAAGAAAAAAAAAGGUAUGGAGUGGAGUAUUUUCAUUACAGACAAAGAGAACAAUGUAUUUUUUUUGAACCUUUGAGACAGUUUAUAUUGCAUUUAAGUUUAGUUUUAAUAGGUACUUUAUAAACAGGCAGUUAUUGAUUUUCUAUUUUAAAAUGUUCAUUGGUAAUCUUAAAUUAUAGAGGCAAAUGUGGCUAUUAAUGUACUUAAAAAUAAGUAAAAAAUGUAUCUUUAAAGGAA
This is a messenger RNA of Galeopterus variegatus (Sunda flying lemur), 2213 nucleotides long. It is a transcript of the gene RPP38, whose product is annotated as ribonuclease P/MRP 38kDa subunit. Gene Ontology annotation, biological process: tRNA 5'-leader removal. Gene Ontology annotation, cellular component: fibrillar center; nucleolar ribonuclease P complex; ribonuclease MRP complex. Gene Ontology annotation, molecular function: ribonuclease P RNA binding; ribonuclease P activity. Lineage: Eukaryota; Metazoa; Chordata; Mammalia; Dermoptera; Cynocephalidae. The coding region runs from base 277 to 1131 and encodes 284 amino acids. The transcript has 3 exons. The record is from RefSeq and is a predicted model, not a curated record.